UAUUGAACUUGCAUGUUUUUGUUGUGCAAAUAUACCUUUAGUUAUAAACUUGGCAUCAUAAGCUUGGUCUAUUAUGCGUGUCAGAAGGGGUAUGAAUACCUUUUCAGGCAGGGGCGGACUGACCAUUUGGAAACUCGGGCACUGCCCGAGGGCCCGGGGUCAGUAGGGGUCCCCAUGAGAUGCCCCUGGUACCUUUUUCAUAGGCUUUUCUGAGUUUGGGCAAGGACACAGGGGCCCCAUGAUCCCCUAUUGCCCAGGGGCCCCAUGA
This is a messenger RNA of Staurois parvus, 268 nucleotides long. Lineage: Eukaryota; Metazoa; Chordata; Amphibia; Anura; Ranidae. The record is from the annotation of a GenBank genome assembly.